AUGUCCGAUCAGUUUUUCCGCGCCACAGAGAAGGUCAAAAUCAUAAUCAAGAUGAGACCCUGGUCGCCAAAACGCUCCAAGAAGCAGGAGGAUGGCUCCGGCCGUUGCUAUCUCAUGGAGCUACCCACCGAACUACUACUAGAGAUCGUAUCCCAUUUGACAGUUCUCCCGGAGGCAGCCCUUGCACUGACUUGCAAGCGCAUGUUCGCCAUCUCCGGUGAAAUCCUAUUCUCGAAAUCCCUCCGAUUUUCUCGCGACUUUGCGCCGCUCUUCCAUCAUUAUCGUAAUGGCCACAAUUUCGUCACCCCACGAUGGUCAUUCCUCACCCUACUUGAGAACAGCCGCUGGAAGCUUUGCUCCAUGUGUCUGAAGCUUCAUCCCCGAGCCGCUUUCUCGCCGAGAGAGUUGAGACGCAACCCAGACCUGCGGAUAUGCAAUGUUGGCGAAUUGGCAGGAAUCGUCGACCUUUGCCCAUGCAAGAAGUUAACUUUCCGGGAUAAGCUGGAUCUCGUGGACCAUGUUCGGGUACGACAGAUCACACUGCAAGCUUUGAAAUCAGAGUUUGGAAAUGCCGUCGACGAACGUUAUUGUUGGCAUACAUGUACCGAGCAGUAUGGCCCCACAGAGCUGAAGACUUCCCUCUUCCCAGAACUCGAUCACAAGAAUGAGCUGGUCCUUCGCACGGAAUAUCAGCUCACCACUGAACCGGGCCAAGUUGGAAAGGAAGAUUUCAUGACACCACGAUUUGGAUGCGCACAUAGAUCAGUUGAUCUCUGGCUAUCAAGCGUCUACCAAACCACCAUCUGCCGCCUCUUCGAUUCAUUCUGCUCAUCGUGCAAGCGUAUCUCAGUCUGCAGUGCAUGUAAUACGACGUUGAAAUGCCCACGGAAGCAGCCCUUCAACACCGAAAAGUCGAACAGGGCGACAUAUUCAUUCUGGACCGAGCGGAACCUCGGUGGCACAAGUUCGAUCCCCGAUGCAAUUUGGGGAAAUCAGAGAAUUCACCCGGCUGAGCCAUCUAUCAGUGUGGAGAACUGCAAUGAGCUAUGCCCGUGGACAGUGCGUGAGCACCCAGCCCUUUCCUUCACUCCGAGUUUGGGAGAGGAGAUCAUUGAUCCUGCCAUGGGCAAUUCGCCUAUCAAUCAACUUUAUUCAUCACUGCGCAAUCUUUAG
This is a messenger RNA of Penicillium antarcticum, 1173 nucleotides long. RefSeq lists its product as uncharacterized. Bases 1 to 1173 code for a protein of 390 amino acids. The transcript has a single exon. The record is from RefSeq and is a predicted model, not a curated record. Gene Ontology annotation, molecular function: protein binding. Lineage: Eukaryota; Fungi; Ascomycota; Eurotiomycetes; Eurotiales; Aspergillaceae.